This is a messenger RNA of Megalobrama amblycephala (Wuchang bream), 849 nucleotides long. Its product is annotated as stromal membrane-associated protein 1-like. Gene Ontology annotation, biological process: regulation of clathrin-dependent endocytosis. The record is from RefSeq and is a predicted model, not a curated record. The transcript has a single exon. The annotation marks the transcript as partial. NCBI's taxonomy places the organism in Eukaryota, Metazoa, Chordata, Actinopteri, Cypriniformes, Xenocyprididae. Gene Ontology annotation, molecular function: GTPase activator activity.
UGGGCUCACGGCAAUGGAGCGGCGGAAUAUGGCCGAUUCCUCUGCUUUGCUGCUCCCGCUGGUUUUGCUGAACAGGUCCAGAUCUCCCUGUGCUGGAGCAGAGCUUCCUGUGGCCGUAGCACCUGCCACAGCCCCUCCGGCGGAGCUGGCUUGAGCGCUCCCAGCUGCCUUACUGGAACUGACCUGGUUUGUGUUGGUGUGUUUAUUUGUAUCCGCUGUGCUGGAAUACACCGGAACUUGGGAGUGCAUAUAUCACGCGUCAAAUCAGUCAACUUGGACCAAUGGACCCCCGAGCAGAUACAAAGUGUGCAGAGCAUGGGCAACACCAAGGCAAGACAGCUGUAUGAAGCUCAUCUCCCAGAAAACUUCAGACGGCCGCAAACUGACCAAGCUGUGGAGUUCUUCAUCAGGGACAAGUAUGAGAGGAAGAAGUACUAUGAUAAAAAUGCUGUCAACGGAGCCAUUAAGUCCUCUGAUGCUGCUUUGCCCUCAGUAUCGUCUCCUCCUUCGCAAGCAGCCGAGAAAAGCAAACUGGAGAAGGAGAGAGAGAAGAAAAAGGAGGAGAAGAAGAGGGAAAAGGACACAGAUAAAGGGAACAAGCCAGCAGUUUUUGAGAAGAAAAGAGAGGACAACCAGACAGACUCCAGACUCAGUCCUAAGAAGAGUGCAGAGCCUGCCAUCGACCUGUUAGGCCUUGAUGCACCCACAGCCAGCUCUUCCAGCAGUGGGGCAGGAGCAAGCAGCGCAGCUCCAAUCAGUGAUGACUUAGACAUCUUUGGACCAAUGGUAUCCAACCCUCUGCCCUCAAACACCAACACAAACAAGAGUCCAGGAUGGAGUGCCCUCUAG